AUGAAAAUUAGCAAGAAGAAGGAGGGCAAGAGGGAAGGUGUCAGGAAGGAGGAGAAACGGAAAGGAAAAGGAGUGAAACGUCACCGCUGUCAGCACUGUGACAAAUCCUUCACAACAUCUGGAUAUUUAAAGAUUCAUCAGAGAUUUCACACUGGAGAGAAACCUUACAGCUGUGAUCAAUGUGGAGCAGCUUUCACAGUACAGAGUCACCUAAAAACACAUCAACGCAUUCACACUGGAGAGAAACCUUACAGCUGUGAUCAGUGUGGGGAAACUUUUUCUCGUGGUGAUGCCCUUAAAUCUCACCAGCGCAUUCACACUGGAGAGAAGCCGUACAGCUGUGAAGAAUGUGGAAAAGCCUUUUCUCAGAGUGGUAGCCUUAAAACUCACCAGUCUAUUCACACUGGAGAGAAGCCGUACAGCUGUGAACAGUGUGGGGAAACCUUUUCUUUGAGGGGUAACCUUAAAACUCACCAGCGCAUUCACACUGGAGAGAAGCCGUACAGCUGUGAACAAUGUGGAAAAACCUUUUCUCAGAGUGGUAGCCUUAAAACUCACCAGUCUAUUCACACUGGAGAGAAGCCGUACAGCUGUGAACAGUGUGGGGAAACCUUUUCUCGUAGUGGUAGCCUUAAAACUCACCAGCGCAUUCACACUGGAGAGAAGCCGUACUGGUGUGAACAGUGUGGGGAGACCUUUUCUCGUAGUGAUAGCCUUAAAACUCACCAGCGCAUUCACACUGGAGAGAAGCCGUACUGGUGUGAACAAUGUGGGAAAACGUUUUCUUAUAGUAGUCACCUUAAAAGACACCAGCGCAUUCACAGUGCCUCGUUGUGAACAUGUUUCAGAGCCAAGCUGUUUCCUCCUCCUCAUGCCCUGAUAGCUGUGUUGUUAUAUUCUGAUCUUCUCUCCACAUUGAAGGCUGACCAGCAGUAACUUUAUCUUCUGAGCAGCAUGUAUGUUAUUGUGGAUCAGCUGGACUGUUUUCUGCCUUUCCUCAGAACUCUUUACCAUUUAGGCACCAGAAUCGGCGCCUGAACCCAUCCUUUUAAAAAUUAUAUUUUUUAAAUGUAUAUAUUUUUUAUUUUUUUUAAACGAGCACAAAAAGACAACCAGCAACAUUUACUGGUUUCGGUAUCCAACCCUAACCACAAUGUACCCACCGUGGGAAGGAGAAGGCCCAAAGGAGAAACAUUAAGACGUUUAAAGAUGUUUUGUUUGGAAAACGUAGACAUGUUUGAAACUUUUAUUUUGUAAAAACUUUCUUCUCAUCUCUAGAAACCGAUUCCGGUGCC
Etheostoma spectabile (orangethroat darter) is the source of this 1295-nucleotide messenger RNA. RefSeq names its product zinc finger protein 239-like. Bases 1 to 837 code for a protein of 278 amino acids. The transcript is spliced from 3 exons. NCBI's taxonomy places the organism in Eukaryota, Metazoa, Chordata, Actinopteri, Perciformes, Percidae. The record is from RefSeq and is a predicted model, not a curated record. Gene Ontology annotation, molecular function: RNA polymerase II cis-regulatory region sequence-specific DNA binding; DNA-binding transcription factor activity, RNA polymerase II-specific. Gene Ontology annotation, biological process: regulation of DNA-templated transcription.